AUGCAGUCCUAUCCGUCCGAGGAUAUUCAACCGGUCCCAGCAGUAAGAACAACAAACAGAGGACAUCUCCAAUUUGCUGAAGACAAGGGUGGACUCUGGUCCUCUGGCAAUAGCACCAAUGUCUCCCUCUCUGUUAAUCAGCCCGUAAAAGGUGGAGGCCUUUAUUCAAAUUUGGCUCGACACUUCCAAGCCGAGAUCGACACCAGAUAUGCAGACAUAGUCUUGAUAGUUUGCGGGUUUGUCAGCGGGCUAGUUGACGGGCUAUCCUUUAACGCAUGGGGUAGCUUCUCAAGCAUGCAGACAGGGAAUACCCUCUUCAUCGCCCUCGGUGCCUCCUCCCAACCUAGAUAUCCAGCUUACCUCUGGGCCAAAUCACUCAUAGCCCUAUGCACUUUUAUAACCAGCAACGUCAUCUUCAUCCAGGUAGCCAGAAGACUGAGCCCUCGGCGUCGUUCAACUCUGAUUCUUUCGUUCGCUACCCAAACCAUCUGCCUCCUCGCUGCUGCCAUUCUGGUUGAAGCCAAAGUGGUCUCCCCGAAGCCAGAAGAUCCCCGGGCUCCGAUCCAGUGGAUGCAGAUUCUGCCCAUUACCCUACUUGCCUUCCAGGCAGGCGGGCAGAUCUGCGCGUCAAGGAUUCUCGCAUAUGAUGAGAUUCCUACUGUAGUACUCACAACCUUGUUGUGUGAUCUACUGGUCGACCCGGAUCUACUCGCAAAGAAGAACGCCAAGCGGAACAGACGGAUUGGAGCAUUCCUGGCGUUGUUUCUGGGGGCGAUGACAGCGGGUGGGUUGUCUAAAGUUGCUACCAUGGCGAGUAGCCUGUGGUUCGCCUUUGGGUUGAAAUUCACAAUCACCCUUAGUUGGAUCGUCUGGAGAGCAGAAGGGGGGAGUAAAGCUGGAGACGUCGUUUGA
Molecule: messenger RNA, 912 nt
Organism: Aspergillus niger
Lineage: Eukaryota; Fungi; Ascomycota; Eurotiomycetes; Eurotiales; Aspergillaceae
Exons: 2
Coding region: 1-912 (303 amino acids)
Source: RefSeq, a predicted model, not a curated record